GGAGCCGGACAGUCGCUCGCGAAGGGCCGCUCAGCUCCUGCUCUCGCAGCGUUCUCGCCCCAGCUCUCCCGAGGCGGCCGUACAAUCCUCGGCAGUGUCCUGAGACUGUAUGGUCAACGCAGCGGCCCGGCCCCGGACUUCCUCCAACCUUCGAGCUCCCGGCGUUCGAGCCACUUCUUUUUAAUUUUCUUUUCUCUCUUUCUUUCUUUUUUUUUCUUUUAAGAGCCAGUAAAGUGACUCCUUUUCGAGGGAAAAAGGAACUUUGGUUGCCUUCUCGCUGCCCUCUUUUCGCGUUGACAACCUCUUCCCAUUCCUUUCCCCGACCCCGCCUCCCGGGCAGGUUCCUCCCCGUCACCUUUCUCCACCCCCCACCCCCGCACCUAGCCAGGCGCCCGCAAAUUUCCACCUGACUGUGCGGGGCGCUCGGGACCUGCGAACACUUAGGACUUUUCCACCGGCCCAGGCCUCGGAGGGGGUGAAGAGCCACAUCUGCAGCCUCCACUGACCGAAAAGCUCUGGUGCUCGGCGUCUCCAGGGGCUACAGCAGCAAUGACAGCUGACAAGGAGAAGAAAAGGAGUAGCUCGGAGAGGAGGAAGGAGAAGUCCCGUGAUGCUGCAAGAUGCCGGCGGAGCAAGGAGACGGAAGUCUUCUACGAGCUCGCCCAUGAGCUGCCCCUGCCUCAAAGCGUGAGCUCCCACCUGGACAAGGCCUCCAUCAUGCGGCUGGCUAUCAGCUUCCUGCGAACACACAAGCUCCUCUCCUCAGUGUGCUCUGAAAAUGAGUCUGAAGUGGAGUCUGACCAGCAGAUGGACAACUUGUACCUGAAAGCCUUGGAGGGUUUCAUUGCCGUGGUGACCCAAGAUGGCGACAUGAUCUUUCUUUCGGAAAACAUCAGCAAGUUCAUGGGACUCACACAGGUGGAGCUAACAGGACACAGUAUCUUUGACUUCACCCACCCUUGCGACCACGAGGAGAUCCGUGAGAACCUGAGUCUCAAAAAUGGCUCUGGAUUUGGGAAGAAAAGCAAAGACAUGUCCACAGAGCGGGACUUCUUCAUGAGGAUGAAGUGCACGGUUACCAACAGAGGCCGGACCGUCAACCUCAAGUCAGCCACCUGGAAGGUCUUGCACUGCACUGGCCAGGUGAAGGUCUACAACAGCUGCCCCCCUCACAGUAGUCUCUGCAGCUUCAAGGAGCCCCUGCUCUCCUGCCUCAUUAUCAUGUGUGAACCCAUCCAGCACCCGUCCCACAUGGACAUCCCCCUGGACAGCAAGACCUUCCUGAGCCGCCACAGCAUGGACAUGAAGUUCACCUACUGCGAUGACAGAAUCACAGAACUGAUUGGCUACCACCCUGAGGAGCUUCUCGGCCGCUCAGCCUAUGAGUUCUACCAUGCCCUGGAUUCAGAGAACAUGACCAAAAGUCACCAGAACCUGUGCACCAAGGGUCAGGUGGUGAGUGGCCAGUACCGGAUGCUUGCAAAGCACGGAGGCUAUGUGUGGCUGGAGACUCAGGGGACCGUCAUCUACAACCCCCGCAACCUGCAGCCCCAGUGCAUCAUGUGUGUCAACUACGUCCUCAGUGAGAUUGAGAAGAACGAUGUGGUGUUCUCCAUGGACCAGACAGAAUCGCUGUUCAAGCCCCACCUGAUGGCCAUGAACAGCAUCUUUGACAGCAGUGGCAAGGUGGCCGGGUCUGAGAAGAGCAACUUCCUGUUCACCAAGCUGAAGGAGGAGCCCGAGGAGCUGGCCCAGCUGGCACCCACAGCAGGAGACGCCAUCAUUUCUCUGGAUUUUGGGAGCCAGAACUUCGAGGAGUCCUCAGCCUACGGCAAAGCCAUCCUGCCCUCGUGGGCUGAGGAGCUGAGGAGCCACUGCAGUGCCCAGAGCAAGGCCGGGAGCCUGCCCGCCUUCACUGUGCCCCAGGCAGCCAACCCGGGCAGCACCACGCCCAGCACCAGCACCAGCAGCAGCUGCUCCACGCCCAGCAGCCCUGAGGAGCAUUACCCAUCUCUGGAUGAUGAUCUGAAGAUUGAAAUGAUUGAGAAGCUCUUUGCCGUGGACACCAAGACAAAGGAGCAGUGCAACCCCCAGACUGAUUUCAAUGAGCUGGACUUAGAGACACUGGCACCCUAUAUCCCCAUGGAUGGAGAAGACUUCCAGCUGAGCCCCAUCUGCCCAGAGGAGCGGCUCUUGCCAGAGAAUCCCCAGUCCAAUGCCCCGCACUGCUUCAGCACCAUGACAAACAUCUUUCAGCCACUGGCCCCUAUGGCCUCGCACAGCCCCUUCCUCCUGGACAAGUAUCAGCAGCAGCUGGAAAGCAAGAAGACAGAGCCUGAGCACCGGCCCAUGUCCUCCCUUUUCUUUGAUGGUGGAAGCAAGGUGUCCCUGCCACCAUGCUGUGGCCAGGCUAGCACCCCUCUCUCCUCCAUGGGGGGCAGAUCCAACACACCAUGGCCUCCUGAUCCGCCAUUACAUUUUGGAUCAACAAAGUGGUCUCUUGGGGAUCAGCACACUGAGUCCUUAGGGGCAUCACCGUUGGGACCCCCUGUUACCUCACCCCAUCUCUCCAUGUUCAGGAAGAGGUCUGCAAAGGGGUUUGGGCCUCCGGGCCCAGAUGUGAUGAGCCCGGCCAUGGUAGCCCUCUCCAACAAGCUGAAGCUGAAGCGGCAGCUGGAGUAUGAAGAGCAAGCCUUCCAAGACGCGAGUGGGGGGGAUCCACCAGGCAGCAGCACUUCACAUUUGAUGUGGAAACGGAUGAAGAGCCUCAGGGGUGGGAACUGCCCUUUGAUGCUGGACAAGCCACUGAGUGCAAACGUCCCCAUGGAUGAGUUCACUCAAAACCCCAUGAGGGGCCUGGGCCAGCCCCUGAGACACCUGCUGCCGCCCCAGCCGCCAUCUGCCAUGAACCCCACAGAAAAUGCCAAAAGUGGGUUCCCCCCGCAGUGUUACACCCCCCAGUACCAGGACUACAGCCUGCCGUCGGCUCACAGGGUGUCAGGUAUGGCAAGCCGGCUGCUGGGGCCCUCGUUUGAGCCCUAUCUCCUGCCCGAAUUAACGAGAUAUGACUGUGAGGUGAACGUUCCGGUGCCAGGAAGCUCCACGCUCCUACAGGGAGGGGACCUCCUCACAGCCCUGGACCAGGCCACCUGAGCCAGGCCCCGGCCGCCAGGCACCUGCCCACCCGUCCACCAGCUUCUUUCUCUAAGUCUUUUUUUGCAACUAGAUAUUUCUAACACCAACACACUUCUUGCAAGAUGUACUUACCUGGCCAACCUGCCCAGUUCACCAGUUAGUGGCCUUCUCCUGAAGAUGCUCACUUUAUUAUCCAGGUUUAAAAAAUACACAGUUGUUUUAACUGCUACGUUUUGCUCUGUCAAUGAAGAUGUUCUUAAAUUUUAUAAGAUUUUUAUUCCCCCACCUUCAAAUCCUUCUAAUUUAUAUUAUCCAUAGGUUUCCCCACUGCACACAAUAUCCAUACUAACAAGUGUGGUGUAUGCUUGUUCUGUAGGGAAAGCUUUGGCUUCAUGUAACUAAAACGAUUUGUGGUGGUGGUGGUUCUUGUUGCCAAAGAGAAACAAAAAUGAUUUUGCUUUGCAAGCUUGAUUUGUCACCUUUCCUUCCCAAAGCCCUUACCCUUUCUUUUUAUAAACUAAUCACCAUAUUGUAAAUUUUAGUCUUUUUUUUUUUAAAGCCAACUCUUUGCUCUAAUUUUGAUACCGACUUUUGGGAAAAAAAAAAAAAAAACAAUGUGAAGGGUGAACUCCAGUGUAUGUGGUUAUCUGUGAAAAUUGCACAUUGCGGCUUUUACUAAACUGUUUGGUGUUUCUUGCCCCCUACCCAUUCAGUGGAUUUAUUAUUAUUAUUAUUCAAAAAUAUAACUGAGGUUUUUUUUUUUUUUAAGAAGAUUUAUAUCUGGGUUAAGUGUUUAUCAUAUAUAUGGGUACUUUGUAAUAUCUAAAAACUUAGAAAUGGAAUCCUGCUCACAAAAUCACUUUAAGACCUUUUUUAAGCUGUUAAUUUUAUUUUUCCUGGUGUUGCUGCCACUGCAGAAUUGUACAGUUCCCCCAGGCCUGUACUAACACUGCUCUAUGUCUCUCCUCUAUGGGCUUUUUGCUUUUGUGACUUGCUAUAGGCGUGAAAAACAAUGCGAGACGUGGAAUCGUGAAGUGGGAGCAUUACGAGCUGUCUUCUCCUCAUGUUCUGUGUGUCUUAUGUAUGUAUGUAUUAUUAUUAUCACUGCCGGCAGGGUCUGACGGGCGCCGUGGGGUCAGGGGACAGGGGCAGGGCACACGCUAAGGGAGGGGAAGUGCUUUCAUCUUCCCUAAGGUUUUGUUGCUAGCCCUUCAAGUGCACUGAGCUAUGUGACUCUAAUGGUCUUUCAUGUGGCAGAUUUGGGUAUUUCAGAACUACCAUAAAAUGGUUCAGACAGGAAUGCAUGAAAGAAAGUGAAGAUUCAGAGAUGUGAUGGUCACCACCUCCUUGUAGCUCACCACCUGGGAGCCGGCGGAGCUGAACUGAGCAUGUGCGGAAAGGGAGGGCACCUGCCCUGGUCAGCCCCGUCCAGCCCCCGUCCGCUGCCCACGGUCACUUGCCCUGCAGGCCACGGGGCAGCACCCCUGCUGGCGAGUGGCAGGAGGCCCUGCAGGGGCAGGACCCUGUCUCAGGCCCUCCCUUGAUGUCUCGUUGUCACUGGAAGUGACACGUAUAGGUAGGAAGCACUGAAAAUAGUGUUCCCAGCGCACUUUGUAACUCACUGGGUAAGAGGGUGAUUGAUACCUUUUGGCUUUCUGAAUAUCAGCCACAUAGAACUUUCUGUCAGGGGUACAAUGAAGAGGUUUCUAAACAUGCAUGCACACACACACACACACAUACAGGAGGCCAAGAAUUUGGCAAGCCCAGAUGGACAUAUUUCCAUACACACACACACACACACAUACACACACACACACACAAUGAACUUUUAAAAGGAAUCUGAGUUAUAUGAGAAAAAUUAUUGGGUCAUGGUGUUGCCUCCAUCACAUAUUAGCACCGCAGCUUUGCUGGACACACGGUGGCAAACUUAAAGGGUUACUGACAUGUAAACGCUGGUGUUUGAUUUCUUGUGUGUGUGUUGCUUCAACAUUAAGGGCAUUUUACCCUUACAGUUUUACUAAAACACUGAGAAAUAUUCCAUGCUUCGUAUUAACCUUCCCUGUCAACAUGAUGAUUUCGUGAACAUUAUGUUGUUGAAUUCCUACUGACGACAUUAUAACUGUAUGGGAGCUUGACUUUAUAAGGAAAUGUAUUUUGACACUGAUAUCUUAUUAAAGUAUUCUGAUUCUA
Choloepus didactylus (southern two-toed sloth) is the source of this 5325-nucleotide messenger RNA. It is a transcript of the gene EPAS1, whose product is annotated as endothelial PAS domain protein 1. NCBI's taxonomy places the organism in Eukaryota, Metazoa, Chordata, Mammalia, Pilosa, Megalonychidae. Gene Ontology annotation, biological process: cellular response to hypoxia; regulation of transcription by RNA polymerase II. The transcript is spliced from 16 exons. Bases 550 to 3153 code for a protein of 867 amino acids. Gene Ontology annotation, molecular function: DNA-binding transcription factor activity, RNA polymerase II-specific; RNA polymerase II transcription regulatory region sequence-specific DNA binding; protein dimerization activity. Gene Ontology annotation, cellular component: nucleus; cytoplasm; transcription regulator complex. The record is from RefSeq and is a predicted model, not a curated record.